Strongylus vulgaris is the source of this 318-nucleotide messenger RNA. The record is from the annotation of a GenBank genome assembly. Lineage: Eukaryota; Metazoa; Nematoda; Chromadorea; Rhabditida; Strongylidae.
AUGGCACCCAAAAAUGAUUCAGCGACAGCCGAAUUAGAUGCGUCAAGUGAAAUUAUUGAUGUUUCAGAACAAUACAAUAAACUGCAACAGAGUUGGUUGCAAGCGUGCGUAGCCAUAGGAGCUCUUGCGGCAUCGAUACCGUAUACCUACAUGUUCCAACGUUACACAAAGAAAUGGGUGUUCUUAUCGGCUGGUAUUAUAUCGGCUUGUAAGUUCAUUCUGUUGUCUAAUGAAGUUUUGCUUUUAAUCGAUACUUCGUGUGAUUCACAGGUUUUUGAGAAGAAGAAUUUGAUAAUUCAUUACUGCAACGGAAAUUAG